UUUAUUUUUCCGGUAAGAUUGUUUCUUCCAUUGAUUACUUUGAGACCUUACAGUGGUCACAGCAUUCAUCUUGGAAGAACCCUUAUGCCUACAACAACUUUAAAAGAAGCUUUAAAAAUAAUCAAGUGUGUUAAUAAAACUGUCGAAGCUUGCAACAGAUCUUUACAAUGUGAUAACAUGCUUCCCGUGGAAUUUUAUGACGACCUUAAAUCUUGUGAAGCUGAAAAUGGUGGAGAUGGAUUCAAUUGCCCAUCAGACGGUGCAAUAUUUCCUCCUAUGAAACAAGUACUUCAAAUAUUAAACUGUGACAUUCCCUUUUCUCCUGAGGAUUUUAAAGAACAUGAACAAGAUUUUAUAAUCUACGAAAAAUGUAUGAAAAAACUAAAAUCAGACUUAUGUCCAGGAAAGUAGCUGAAAUUGAACCAGCAUAAGAAGUAAACCGUGUUGAAAUAAUGCUUAAAACUAAUAUUAGUACUUUGAUAAAACUUAUUAAUAGCUCUAUCUUUGAUAAUACUAUACCUUUAUAACUUAAACUUUUAAAUUAUUGUUUAAAUUUUUGUGUGCAAAUUUUAAUUGAUUACAGUGUUAAUUUCUUUCUUACCUUUCAGAAGUAUUGGUAUUAAUAAAAAGCAUUGUAUAUUCAAAGUAUCUUGUAAUAAAGUAAAUUGAUAAAAGUUUA
Parasteatoda tepidariorum (common house spider) is the source of this 679-nucleotide messenger RNA. NCBI's taxonomy places the organism in Eukaryota, Metazoa, Arthropoda, Arachnida, Araneae, Theridiidae. The record is from RefSeq and is a predicted model, not a curated record.